AUGGACGAGGCCAGAGUACCCAAACGCCUUUUAGAUGGCCGACCGGAGGGCAGCAGAGGUAGAGGCAAGCCCAAGCUCAGAUGGUUAGACGGCGUAUACCAGGACAUCAGGACCCUAGGAGUGAAAAGUUGGAGAAGGAAGGCCACAAAUAGAUCGGACUGGAGAGACCUGCUUGACCAGGCUAAGGCCCACCCGCGGCUCAAAACUUCGAUCAGCCUCCUUGGAUACACUAUCAAAGACAAUGUUAUUGAGCCCGAUAAAGACCGACUUGAGCCUCUCAUAAAACUACCCUUACCGCGCAAUACUGCUGAAUUGAAAAGAGCUCUUGGAUUAUUUGCUCAUUAUGCUAAAUGGGUAUAUAACUUCUCUGAAAAGAUACAACCAUUAAUUAAGAACUCCAACUUUCCCUUAGAUGAAAGCGCACAGCGUAGUUUUCAACUUCUGAAAUCUGAUAUUAAAAGGGCAGCAUUAAUUGCCAUCGAUGACAAAGAAACAUUGACAGUAGAGACUGAUGCGUCUGAUUUCGCCAUUGCCGCCACAUUAUCUCAGAAGGGUCGACCAGUAGCGUUCUUCUCCAGGACUUUGUCGGACGGCGAGCGCAAGCAUGCUGCAGUCGAAAAAGAAGCCUGUGCUAUCGUCGAAAGUCUUCGAAAAUGGCGUCAUUACCUUAUUCAUAGACAUUUUCUUCUUAUCACUGACCAGAAAUCUGUUAGCUAUAUUUUCAACCAAAAUCACUCUAGCAAAAUUAAAAAUGACAAAAUUGAAAGAUGGAGACUUGAACUGUCUUGCUAUAAGUACGACAUUAUUUACAGACCAGGCGUCCAGAAUACUGCUGCUGACGCUCUAUCAAGAGUUUGCGCAUUCAUGAAUAACAAUAAAUUAUACGAAUUGCACGAUGCACUUUCUCACCCUGGUAUUACCAGAAUGUAUCACUGGAUCAAAUUAAAAAAUCUCCCUUACAACUUAGACGAUGUCAAAAAAAUGACUGCUUCGUGUCGCGUGUGUGCUGAAAUCAAACCACGCUUUGCCAAAACAAAUGGAACCUUGAUAAAAGCUUUAGCGCCCUUCGAACGAUUGAACGUUGACUUUAAAGGACCUCUGCCUUCAAAUACGAAGAAUAAAUAUAUUCUUACAAUAAUAGACGAGUUCUCCCGCUAUCCUUUUGCGUACCCUUGUCCUGACACAUCUUCUGCAACUGUCAUUAAAUGCUUCAAGGAACUCUUCUUCGAAUAUGGCCAGCCUUUAUACAUACACAGUGACAGAGGAUCCUGUUUUAUGUCGGAAGAAAUACAAAGUUUUCUUAAGAAAUGCAACAUUGCCACUUCUCGCACCACUCCAUACAACCCUCAGGGUAAUGGCCAAGUGGAAAAGCUUAACGGCACCCUCUGGCGAACUAUACAACUCUCCUUAAAAUCAAGAAACCUUCCCAUUGAAAACUGGGAACACGUUUUGAAACUUUCUCUCCAUUGCGUACGAUCGCUGCUUUCCACGUCGAUAAAUACCACUCCUCACGAGAAGCUGUUCAAAUUCCCUCGGAGGACACCUGUCGGUGAAUCGCUUCCAUCAUGGCUCGUUCCAGGACCUGUCCUAUUAAAGAAAUUUGUUCGCUCGAAGACAGACCCUUACGUCGAAGAAGUUGAGCUACUGCACAGUAAUCCGAACUACUCGUAUGUUCGACGACGUAAUGGCCAAGAGUCAACCGUGUCUAAUAGACACUUAGCGCCGCUUCCUUUGUCGGAUGAUGAAGAGCCUAUGCCCAUACUCGACGGAACGACCAUAGAUGAAGUAUCUGAAAUUCCCGUUAUAGAUGAGAUACAAGAAAGUCCCGCUGACACUAGUCACGAGGAAGAGGUCUACAGUACUCCCCCACAAGAAGCUUCGCCUUCACCUUCACGGGUCUUUCGUCGAUCUUCUAGGUUGAAGAAGAAGCCGCUCCAUCUCAACGACUACAUCCUAGAUGAUGAAAUUAUAGAGGGGGAGAAUGACGUAUAA
Leguminivora glycinivorella is the source of this 1992-nucleotide messenger RNA. RefSeq lists its product as uncharacterized. Bases 1 to 1992 code for a protein of 663 amino acids. The transcript has 2 exons. NCBI's taxonomy places the organism in Eukaryota, Metazoa, Arthropoda, Insecta, Lepidoptera, Tortricidae. Gene Ontology annotation, molecular function: nucleic acid binding. The record is from RefSeq and is a predicted model, not a curated record. Gene Ontology annotation, biological process: DNA integration.